AUGCCCCGCGACAGUCUUUUCGGUGUCCAAUCUGUGGCCGGAUAUUUGGGCGAAAUGACACCCUCCGUCGACAUGUGCGGCAGAGUCACAGAGGAAAGCAAUGAGGUCCCUUUACUUGUGCAUUCAAUGGCUGUCAUCGGUAUGUGGGCUACCAAUAUGAGGAGUACGCGGGCUGCAGCGACCGAGCUCCAUGAAACCCUCAACUCCGCUAUAUAUCAACAAAGGGAGAAGUGGGAUGCUUCUAUUGCAGAGAAUGCAUCGAGCACCUGCCGCUGGCCAAUCCCAAUGUACCAAGCCAUCCUAAUUCAUAUAAUAUUUUCUAUAAUAUGCAAAGACAGUAUUUCUCUUGGCCUUGAUUUGAAGCCUUCUCUACCCGCCACUGAUACUGAUCUUCUCGCCGCAUUGGUGCUGAGCUGCAGAAGAUUGGGUAUGUUCUAUUAUCCAAAUAUUCUUGCGCGAUACCAACCAGACGAUCUUUCCUCAUAUGUCUGGAUUGGGAUUGAAGAAGUCAAACGUUUUGACCUAGCUUUAUACAGAGUCUGCAAAAUUCUAGGCUCUAGUAAGUCAAACACUAAUGUGGGGGAUUACGGUAAUCCAGGGGUGGCAAGGUGGCAGCUCACUGCAAGCGAGCUACAGUUUCCAAUGCCGAAAAACGAUUUACUUUGGAACGCUGUAAAUAAAGAAGAGUGGAAUUCUGCUGCCACAGAGGAUGUGUACCACUUUAACUUGAACGAUACCAUGGAGUUGGAAUGGAUUUCAAACUCGGCAGAGCUCAUGCAGCGUACCUGA
This is a messenger RNA of Talaromyces rugulosus, 789 nucleotides long. RefSeq lists its product as uncharacterized. Lineage: Eukaryota; Fungi; Ascomycota; Eurotiomycetes; Eurotiales; Trichocomaceae. The record is from RefSeq and is a predicted model, not a curated record. Bases 1 to 789 code for a protein of 262 amino acids. The transcript is spliced from 4 exons.